UCUCGCUUCCCUCUAUAACAAUACCAUAACGCUGGGAGUCGCUUGGGCUGCGCGGUCUUGGCUUGGGAAACCAUGCCUUUUCUGGGCCAGGACUGGCGAUCUCCAGGAUGGAGAUGGAUUAAAACAGAAGAUGGUUGGAAGCGAAGUGAGCCUUGCAGCUCAGAACUUGAGGAUGAAGGCAAUCAGCUUAAUGACGUCAAUCGUGCUAUCAUCUUGAACCGUGAUGAAGACAUAUGCAGUGUCGAGUGUGAAUUUGCAAGCAAAAAAAGGAAAAAGGAUCACUUUAGGAACGCUGCAAAAUCUCAGUGUUUCUAUCGUGAAAACUGGAUUUAUGUUCAUAAAGAAAGUACCCGAGAAAGGCAUGGCUAUUGCACUUUGGGAGAAGCUUUCAAUCGUUUGGAUUUUUCAAGUGCAAUUCAGGACAUCAGGAGGUUCAAUUACGUGGUUAAACUUCUGCAGUUAAUAGCAAAAUCCCAGUUGACAUCUUUGAGUGGUGCAGCUCAAAAGAACUACUUCAACAUUUUGGACAAAAUUGUUCAAAAAGUUUUGGAAGACCAGUACAACCCACGCCUGAUUAAAGACCUUCUUCAGGACCUAAGUUCCACCCUCUGCAUGUUAAUCAGGAGUGUAGGGAAAUCGGUGCUGGUAGGAAACAUCAACAUUUGGAUUUGCCGAUUGGAAACUAUCCUGGUAUGGCAGCAGCAACUCAGUAAUCUUCAGAUGACCAAGCAUAUCAACAAUGGACUUACACUUAGCGAUCUUCCUUUACAUAUGCUGAACAACAUCUUACAUAGAUUCUCAGAUGGAUGGGACAUCAUUACUUUGGGACAAGUGUCUCCAACAUUAUAUAUGCUCAGUGAAGAUAGGCAGUUAUGGAAAAAACUCUGCCAAUAUCAUUUUGCUGAAAAACAAUUUUGUAGGCAUCUUAUUCUGUCAGAAAAAGGUCAUAUUGACUGGAAGCUGAUGUAUUUUGCACUUCAGAAAUGUUAUCCCAUUAAGGAACAAUAUGGAGACACCUUGCAAUUUUGUCGUCACUGCAGCAUUCUAUUCUGGAAGGACUACCACCUUGCUUUGUUAUUCAAGGAUACAGGUCAUCCCUGCACAGCCAAUGAUCCUACCGGUUGCUUCACAUCAGUGUCUCCUCAGCACUUCAUAGACCUCUUCAAAUUUUAAAUGCAAUCCAUGGCGGGGGCUGGGGUGGUUUUUGUAAAGCUUUUGCAUAACCAUGCAGUACAUGGGGUUUUUUGUGCAGUAUUUUUCCUGAUAUGUGUUGAGUUAAACCUGAUGUAAUCAGGUCAUAGAGCACUUCUAUUAAAAUGUUCAGUUUCUAGGGAGGAAGAAAAGAGAAGGAAAAUUCACUUAGUAAGGAGAGAGAUACCAUGAAGAGAUUGGUUUCUGUGAAAGGAAUAAUUGGAAUUGGGCUAUCUAGUUAAUAGCCACCAACGCUUUAACCUUGUCUUUGAGCUUCAGUGAGAUGUUUGGAGUAACAGGCACUGUUGUUGAAGUGAAAGUGACAGAAACUGAUGAGUUUCUUCUUACUUGCCCAAUUCUAAAUAUACGCAGUUGGUACUUCCUGUAAAUAGUCAGAAGAUACCCUUAGGACUUCUAUGUAUAUAUCAUGUUGAUUGUGAGCAUUACACAUGGGCAAAACAUAAUCCUGCAUAUCAGUUGUGUGGGAAAACCAACAAUUCCAUAGUGUAAAUACAUUCAGCACAAUAUUUAUUUUCUUAAAACAUGUUCUAUUAAUUAUGUCCCAUCUCUCUGUAUCCUAAAUAAUGUGAGCGGCUGGUAUCCUGGCUGAUGAGCCAAGAUGCUGUUUUCUGGGUGCAGUCCAAUGGAUUCUGUUGAGUGAGAGGUGUGGGUGGGUGUGUUUCUCCAGCCAUCUCAUUGAUGUACUCUCAAGUCUUAACUGCCAUCAGGCUUUGAGCAAAAGAGAUGUGGCUGGGCUUUAACAGAGACUGGGACUUUGGUUGAAGCAGCACUAUUGGAGUUUUGCUAUGAACAUCUUGGCCAGUUUCAGAGAAGCAGAAGAGAGUCUGAAUGCUCUAGAGGCUACUCUGGGAAUGGGAUUGGCAGAAGAAAUAGAGGGUAAACUUGCAAGAAUCUCCAGUGGGUUCUGAAACUCUUAAACCACCAUUUCCAUAUAAGAGAAUACAUAGAUGAACACAGGAUUUAUGUUAUGUACCACUGUGUGUAUUGAAUCUUAAGUUUCUACCCAAAUAAAUCAUGUUUCAUCUUUUAACUAGAGUGUGG
Messenger RNA from Python bivittatus (Burmese python), 2253 nucleotides. RefSeq names its product F-box protein 25 (gene FBXO25). NCBI's taxonomy places the organism in Eukaryota, Metazoa, Chordata, Lepidosauria, Squamata, Pythonidae. Gene Ontology annotation, molecular function: protein binding. The record is from RefSeq and is a predicted model, not a curated record. Gene Ontology annotation, biological process: protein ubiquitination. Gene Ontology annotation, cellular component: nucleus; SCF ubiquitin ligase complex; cytoplasm.